Messenger RNA from Oikopleura dioica, 1296 nucleotides. NCBI's taxonomy places the organism in Eukaryota, Metazoa, Chordata, Appendicularia, Copelata, Oikopleuridae. The record is from the annotation of a GenBank genome assembly.
AUGUCGCUAGAACCUGGCCCAGCGAAGAUUCCACAAGGGACGUCCCCGAUUACCAACACUCAGUACUUUCCGCACUCCUUCAACUGUAUGCAAGAAGUCUACUCCAUUUCCAAAGGCCAGAAUAAAGCCCUUGGAAAGUUCAACCGGCCGAGAAAAGUUGGUCAUUUCUCGAUCGAUGGGGAGCGCAAAUUCAAAGACGACGAUUCCGAGCUGAAAUAUUUUGCACCUCCUGUGAAUAAAUUCAAUCAAAAAAUGAGAAGGCCAAAUUUUAACUUGAACAACGGAAUGCAUGACCCGAAUAACGUCAAAAAGGACGAGAAACAUUUCGAGGGACUCGAUAAUUUGCUCAGAUGGGCGACGCUUCAUUGGGAUAAAGUUUCGGGCGAAGGAGUUCCGCAGCCGCAUGUAGUGACUUGGAGAGGGGUGCUGACGAAAAUCAUGAAUGCUCCUUUCGACAACAAAACGCAAUGGAACAUCCUCGCCAUCAAACACAAAGGGACCAUUUACUUAUGCGAGUACAAGACAGAAGAGCAGCACGCCGACCUGGAAUCGCUUCCACACUGGGUCAAAAAGACGAUUUACUGGGGACGCAAGGUUGAGACAUUUCUAACAGCUAAUACACCCGGCGGUCCGCCAAGACCUGAAGAACCGGUGAAUGAAAAUAGUGAGUACGUCAGCGUCUUCAGAAGUCAGCUUGGGCAGAUUCAACUUAUGUAUGGAGCUGAAGUUGACUGCGUCGAUCACACUCUUGAUCCUCAGAAAUUCGCGUCGCCGUCGAACUUCAUCGAAAUCAAAACACAACGCGAGCUGAAAGACAAACAAAGAAAAGAAGUCUUUAGAAAAUACAAAUUGAGCAAAUGGUGGGCGCAGUCCUUCCUCGCCGGCAUCCCUCGGGUCAUGACCGCUUUCCGUGACGAUAGAGGAUUUGUGACUAAUUUGGACAUUAUCGAAACGCAAUCUAUGCCCCGUCAAGCUGCUCUUGAAGCGUAUUCUUGGAAACCAAGCACUAUGCUCGGUUUUCUUGAGCGCUUUUUGACGUUCGUAAGAGAUGUGAUGGCUAAAGUCGACGACUGCACUUACGUUUUUGAAUGGAAUCCAGAAUGGGAAGGUGUUUGUUUCACAUUUGACCCUGAUCAGCAAAAAGAAACCUUUUUCCUCCCUACUUGGUAUCGAGAUCACAUAAACAGUGCUGCAGUAAAAGCUGCAGAAGCGAAAAUCCAAGCUGAACGGGAAAAAGCAGAAAUCGCCGAAAAAGUCGCCGCCACGAAAGAAGGAGAACCUAUCGUUUUAGACUAA